AUCCUCGCCGGAAGUGCAUUUCUGGUCUCCCGGGCAACAGCCCCUCCCUCCCGCGCCCCUUCGGUCUCCUCACAGGAAAUAGGCCCCUGCUCGCCCACCGCCCGAGAUCCGCGAGCAACGAGCCCACGAGCUCCGCCAUCCCAUUAGGAGGAAAGCUGCUGUUCAGUCCAUGAAGACGUGUGCCGCAAGAGUAGGAGACACUCCCAAAGAGGCAUUAUGUGCUGCAGACUCUCAGAAAAAUAUUCAGAUUUCGGUGAUACAAAUACGAAACUGGGCUGGAAUGAAUUAGCCACUUCCAGGCUGCACCUUACAGUUUAGCACUCAAUCUCAGUGCCCAUUUGGACGUCCACAAUCAGAGAUGGCAGCAGAGGUGGCAUCCCGGAAAGCUACUGAGCCUUGGUCUUUUCAUCCAGUAUAUGCAAGAUACUGGCGACAUUAUCAUCAGGCGAUGGCCUGGAUGCGAAGCCACCAUAGUGCCUACAGGAAGGCCGUGGAAUCGUAUUUCAGUUGCCCGUGGUCCUUCCCUCCUGCAGCUCUUCCCCAGAGCUCUUACACUAACAAGGCCAAAUCUCCUCGGCCCUCUCGUGACCAUGUCCCGGCUUCCACGGACUCGCACUGCGGUUCUGCACAUUCCAGAAGGUCUGGGCAGCAUCCACCAGCCCGCCCGAGAGAACGCCGAGCUGGGCCCUCCACGGAGGAGGCGGAGUCCGAGUCAGACGGGGGCGUGGAGUGCGACCUGAGCAACAUGGAGAUCACGGAGGAGCUGCGCCAGUACUUCGCCGAGACCGAGAGGCACAGGGAGGAGCGCCGGCGGCAGCAGCAGCUGGACGCGCAGCGCCUGGAAGACUACGUGAACGCCGACCACGACCUGUACUACAGCACCCGCCGCUCAGUGGAGCCCCCGUCCGAGAGGCCUGGCGAGCGGCGCAAGGCUGAGAUGAAGCGCUUGUAUGGGGACAGUGCCGCGAAGAUCCAGGCCAUGGAGGCCGCCGUGCAGCUGAGCUUCGACAAGCACUGUGACAGGAAGCGGCCCAAGUACUGGCCGGUCAUUCCGCUCAAAUUCUGAGCCCGCGGCGCGGGGUACCCAGCCAUCCCCCCCUUCCUCCUGGAUUCACUCAAUCUCUCCUUCUGUGCAUUUUCUCAGGGAAAUUUCUCUUACACGGAGAAAGAAGCAUGUCACCAAAGUCCCAGGGGGCCCAUCCCAGGGCUGGGUGUAAUACGUUGGCCACUUGAAGUCAGCAAGAUGUGUACUGUUGCCAACAUGAAAGAUUUUCUUUUGACCUAAAAUGGUAAUUUCAUAUAUAUUAUGCUUGGUUUUGAUGUCACUAAUAAUGUUCAGUUCAUUAAAGUCCUCACUUAGAGAAACUGCCUCGUUUUUUGCCUUUUUCUAUUUUCUUCUGUCCUGUCUUUAACCCAACUGAACUGCAACGCACAUGCCUUGAAUGAGUCAGAUGUCCUCUCCUGCUCGAACUCCUUUAGCCCCCACUGAAAAUGACCCAGUGGGACAAACACCACUUCUCCCCGACGUAGAGGUCAGCGUGCAUGUCCUGUAAAGGAGCAGAGAGUGAAUAUUUUCGGCUUUGCAGGCCGCACAGUCUUUGUUGCAACUACUCUGUUCUGCCCUUGCAGCAUGAAAGCAGCUGUAGAUGGUGAGUAAACAAAUGGGUGUGGGUGUGUUCCAACAAAACUUUAUUUAUAAAAACAGGCCUUGGGCCAGAUUUGGCCUAAGGGCAGUAGUUUGCGAACCCACUGCUCUAAUGGAAUGAGAAUAACCGUCUUGACAUUUUUCUUGUUAUCUCAUUAUCUCUAUAGAGCUUGAAUGUCACAGAAUUGAGAGCGAAGAACAGUAAUUCCCAAACCUGCUCACCUCUGCAGUAUCCUCUGUUGUAGAAAAGGUAUGAUUGAGCUCUUACUAUGUAUAGUGAAUGUUGCUUUGAGAAGGGAAUACAUUUCUGAGGAUGAAAAUCUAAAAAUUGACGGAACGGUCCAUUUAUAAAAGCCAGCUGCCUUUUAAAUAAGUUAUCACAGUAUGUUGCCAGGGUGAGCCCAUGUUGACCUGAGAAGAUUAGCACAUCCAUCAAAGGUUGGUGAAAAGAUUACGUAUUGACAUGUUUCUCCCGAAGAACACUUAGCUCCACAUUUCAGCCCCUGCCCUGAGACAAAUGCAUUACUCUCACCAGCCCCAGGUGCUUAUUUUUCCAAGCUCUCAUUGUAUUCCUGGAGUUGUGAUUUGUGCUUGGGUACUGCCGACAAAAAUCAGAAUUAACUUCCCUUGAGGUGACACAGGACUAAAAUUUCAAAUCCUUGGGGCGCCUGGGUGGCUCAGAUGGCUAAGCGUCUGCCUUCGGCUCAGGUCAUGAUUCCAGGGUCCUGGGAUCGAGCCCCACGUCGGGCUCCUGGCUCAGCAGAGAGCCUCCUUCUCCCUCUCCCUCUGUCUCCCCCCGCCGCUCAUGCUCUCUCUCUCUCUCUGUCUCAAAUGAAUAAAUAAAAUCUUUAAAAAAAAUAAAAUAAAUAAAAUUUCACAUCCUUAGUAGCUCUUGUUUUUUUCUGUGAAACUCCUACACCGAAAUAGAAAAUAAGUAUGGCUCAGGCACAAAUACAAACCAAAGCCUGUAAUUGCAGCAGCUUCUUAGCUAUUUGAGAGUGAAACGUUCUCUUGACAAAGGACUCUCAUACCUUCCCCCAGAGAAACCAGUAUGCGGGCCCGGGCCUGCUGGCUUUGUUAGCGCAGGUGCGGGCCAGCUACUUCGCGCUCCUUACACGGGUGGGGGUUCGUGAUGCCCCCACGUGGGGUCCUUGUGAAGACCGCACUGGAUUAGUGCCUGUGAAUCACACACUGCUGGCCACAUGGUGAAGACUCAGGAAACGUUGACAUGUAGUCCCUGCCUUUAAAAAUGGCCAGAGUGCCAGUGGAAGUCCUGGGUAUAUAUGAAACUUCUUCCAGAUACGGAGAGGUGUUUCCCCUGGCAGCUCUUCAAAUGGAUGCUUUGGCUUUUCGGCAUCCGGGAGGGACCCAUGAUUUGAUGGUGGAUUUAUUCAGCAAAUUUUUGAGUCCUUUCUGUUGCAGUUAGCUAAGCGUUAGUCUCUUCCCUCGGGGGAACUUGUCUUCUAGGAGGAGAGGCAUAUAGGUGUGCAGUGCUGGUAAUCGCAGUCUGUGCUCCGCUGGGGGCAUGCGCAGGAGCCGCGGCAGCGGGGAAGCAAGACGGGACAGGGCAGGGCUUCUCAGCCUCUGCACUGCUGCCAUUCCGGGCUGGAUUAGUCUUUGUUCUAAACAAGAAUACAUGCUAUGGAUGCAUAUGUAUGUAUGAAAAUCAAGAGGCUUGCAUGGACAAAGUUCACACCAGUUUCAGAAUCGUGGUUACUUCUGAGCAUUGGCAUGAGGAUUGGCGUGCCAUUCAAAAGGGGUUUUCCUGUCUCUCUGGUAUUUCAUCUCUUUCUAACAGAAAAGCUAUGAUAGGAACCCCACUUUUAUGGAGGCCCCCAAAUUCAGACUCUGUUCUGAUAUAAAAUAGUUUAUCUUUCACUGCAUUCAUAGGGUUAACUGUUACCUGAAAUGUUAAACGCUUCUGUAGGGCUUACUCUAGGUACACACUUUUGUAAUUGCUUUAAGAAUACUAAUUUCCUUGGUAAUCAGUCUGUGUGACAAACCUGUAAAGGAGCUGUGUGACAAACCCUGGGGUCAAGUGUGUUGCAGAAUACAGACAUUGUUGUACUUUUGAAAGGUACAACAGCAUAUUCUAGAACUUGUCCCAAUGGGCUGGGCCAGCAGCCUGUCAUCAAAGACAGUUGUGCAGUAAAAUGGAAGGAUAUUCUAACUGGGA
Molecule: messenger RNA, 3821 nt
Organism: Mirounga angustirostris (Northern elephant seal)
Lineage: Eukaryota; Metazoa; Chordata; Mammalia; Carnivora; Phocidae
Gene: GEMIN8
Product: gem nuclear organelle associated protein 8
Exons: 6
Coding region: 359-1066 (235 amino acids)
Biological process (GO): spliceosomal snRNP assembly
Cellular component (GO): SMN complex
Source: RefSeq, a predicted model, not a curated record